CAGACUGAGUCAACUAUGAUCUGUAAAACACGAAGAAGAAAUAGAAGUUUACAACAUUCGGAGCGCUUACCCUGAUAGCAAUCAGCACACUGAAAUCAAGCCGAAGUUUAAUUUAAACAUGGAAUAUUAUUUUUCCAUGUUUCCAUGCUUUCCGUUUUCUUAUUCAUUAAGAGCUCUUUUUACUGGAGCGCCUUCGGUGACAUUUAAGUAAAAAUAACCUUACUAAACGUUUAGUUAGCUAAAGGUUAGCCUGUUAGCUGCUGCUAAGUGUCGGUGGCUCGGGUUGAUCUCUUCUUUGACUCAAUGUCUGUCAGACGAACUCUGGUGCAAUGUACUGUGUUGUCUCUGCAAGAUACCUGCGUGUUUUAUCCAUGCUGUAAAGGUUGUUUUUCGAGGAUCGAUGCUGAACAACAUGAUGCGACGAGAUACAGGUGCUCCAAGUGUGGUUAUAGAUGUAUGAGGGAACAGAUUGAAUACAGAUACCGCCUCUCCUUGAGAGUAACCCGGAACAGAUGCAUAUUUGGUGUAACGGUGUUUGGAAACAGCUUGAACCAAUUUUUCGGCAUUCAUGCAAGUGGAUUACAGAAGUUAGUGGAGACUGAACCAUCAACAAGAUCCACGUUGUUGGUAAAGGCCGUCAAGGACUGUUUCAUUGGUAAACAUUUCAUCUUUGGUAUUAAGUUGAGUGGCGCAGAAAAUGGACGUUUCUUUGAAGGUCAUCAUACAAAUGGCUCUAAUAUCGGUGAAACAUCCCAGUUCAUUGCCAGUCAAAUAAUUCUACCGAAUGCUGAAAAUCUAGCAGGCUGUACAGUGGUCAGAUAUUAUCAGUGUCUUCUUCAGAAAGCCUCAGAAUUGGAGCCUGAUUGCAGCAAAUGCUGCAGACUUCCAGCAUCAAUCCUGUUCCUGAUUCCCAGUCAGUCUCCAACCAGCAGCUUCAGUAAUUCCUCUCUGUUUGCCUCUGGCUUUCUUUCCCAAUCCCUCCUAAGAUCAAAACACCAAGACUGCACCCUCUCUCCCACCCCUCCAUUUGAACAAUCACUUGGACUAUUGACUUCAUCAGCAGAGCAGGAAGAGGGCUGCAGUAGCCAGGAAAGUGUGGACGAGAACAGCAGACUUAAAGACAAUAGUACAGAAUCAUUUCCUUCAGAGAGCGGUGGCCUGGGGAGCCAAAAGGUGAAAACCCCUCCUCUCCCUUUGGAGCUCAGUUUUUAUGAUAGUCCAUCAUUUGCCAGAAAUUCAAACUCAUCUGUGAGAAGUGUUGUUGGAAGUAGCCUUGGUGUAAACACUUGGUGUGGUUCCUCCCAGCCCGGCCAGAACAGUUGCAGCCUCACCCAAAAGGAGUUUUAUACCAGACAACACACCCGAACACUUUUGUCAAGCUCUUUGGUUUGGGAGGAUUUGCCUUUCUCUGAGAGUCUUGCAGAGUUUUUAUGUGAAGAAAACAAGAAUGUUGAUGAUGUUGGUGAAACGGGACCAAGUCUGAAUGUCAACUAUCAGAAAAAAAUAAAAACUUUUCUGGAAAACACCAAGCUGGCUAGUGGAUCAACUUCUGCUAGUCAGAGAAAGGUGCAGGUAACCACAAGCAAUUCACUGAGUUUACUGGAUGUCACAAAUGUACUUUCCCCAGAUAGACGUGAUGGACGUGAUCUAUCUGAUCAAGUCUGUGAAACUCCUGUAAAAUCCUGUAAUCAGGAAGAUGACAAAGCUUCUUUGUGUUUGGAAGAAGAGCAGCAUGAGGGGGGCAGUUACAACUGCUCAGCUGACUUAUUUGGGAACUCUUUUAUGAUCAGCAUAAACACGGAGACGAGCAACGUAGAAAAUUUGAAGACAAACGUGGACACACCAUUUUCCAAGACUGGUUGUCAGCACUUGACAAAUAAACACACACAUGUCAGUCAUGUGACGCCACACAAACGGGAAGAAGCAAAAACUGAAUGCAGGAUCAGAAAUAGUUUAAUUCUACAAGAAACGCAUGAUUUCGAGUUUGUCCCUCCUUCUCAGUCCACCCCUGUCGUGAAAGUUCAUUUAACACAAUCACCUUCCUUCAAAAACUUAACGGGUGAGUCUACAAAAGAAAAUGUGACAGACAGCAUGACAUUCAGCAAACGAAGCCACAGACUUUCUCCAGAAAAGAGGUUCAGGAAACCAGAUAAGAAUAAAAGCCAUGUUCAGGUUGGGAAGCAUGGAAAGCUGCAGAGAAGGAAUUUAAACCUGGAGUCAGUGAAAUCAUUGAAUCCUAAACUCGAUUUACAAGCCAGUGAUGUGACUGUUUGUAAUUUGGAGGAUGAUGAAGGAAUUGUUGCGCCUACACCUGCUGGGAAAACACAGCUGAGCAUGUCACUCAGAAGAAGACGGCAUUCUGAAAGCAGCAGCAGUGAUCUGGGUUCUUCCUGGAGGGGACGUCAGGAAGAUGGAGUUGAUUUGAAAAGACCUGUCUUGGAUCAAACUCUCACAUCAUCACAUAGAGGUCUGCCACAAAAAGGAGACUCUGCUAAUGAGACAGUCUUUAAAGGGGUUCUCGAUGGAUCUGAUGUUGACGAUGAGAGCCAGACCUGUGAUUGGUCUAGAGACCUGUUCUCUGAUUCGAUCUGAUUGGCUCUUUGUCACAUUGAAUUUAAUGUUUGUUUUAUUUCAUGUUGGCAACCCAGUUAUGUUUGAGCUUGCUUUUGGAAGAGUGGCCCUGCUCCUACUGCUCUUACUGGUUGUGCUUUCUUGCACUUGUACAGUUUGUGUAGAAACAGAUUUAUUUUUUCAAUUUAUAUUUUAAAAUUAUUGAACUUCUAUAAAAGUUUAAAUGUGUAAAGAGGUUACACUGAAAAGAGAGAUGUGCACACAUUUCCAGAACACAAGUUAUUAUGAGUAAAACCAAAGUCACUGUGACUGUUGCAUUUUAACAUGCUGACACUUUAUAGUAAUUAUUUAUUUUUUUACCAAAGGGAUCAUAAUUGUCUCUGCCCAUAAAUAAGAAAAGUUGAUUAAGAACAAGAAAAAAAAUAAAUUUUAAGCAGUGCCUUAAAUUAUAAUAACUGACAGCUGCUAUGAGCCGGUUGUCCAACCCAUGAAAUUGUAAUUGUAAACUUCCUUCAUGUGAUAUUGAAUAAAGAUGACCCCCAUUCCCCCCACUCCCCUCCCCCCCACUCCUAUUUUUAAAUCAGUUUUCAACUUCCUGUCGUGUUCUGGAAAGUUGUUAAUGGACUCAACGUUAUGGCUGUGGCCCAAGUGUGAGAACGUGGUUGUCAUUAUGGCUGUGUUGUGUAUGUAUAUUUAGACAGAUGUGAUGUCUCAUCUGCUGCUGUAGGAACAGCUGAAAUGAAAGAUUUGUGAUUCUGAAACAUUAUUUUUUAUUGUGCCAAACAAAUUACUUAUUCAGAUGUAGGGGCAGAAAAUGGAGCAAAGGUCCUCGGCAUGAAUGGAAAGGGGGGGUGUCGCACUUCUGGUCACAUCCCUACCGUCAACAACUGGGUCUGUCCAGUCUGGUAUGAGUCAUGCUACUCCCUGGCACUGCUUUGGCUGCUUCCACAGCUCUUAAGCAAGCGUGCUGUUCUGGUGCCAGUGCUUGUGUUUUUACAAGGCCAUUUAAGUAGGGAUGAAUGUGGACAAUGUCAUGCUAAAGGAGGUAGGAAUAUCAGCUAUGACCACUGGUCUAGAUUUAGGAGUUAAAAGAAAGAGAGCAAGGUGAAGAUGUUACAUAGAUGUGUAAAUAUAGAAACUGGACAGCAAGUACUGGUACACAGCUGGAGCCUUGUACUGUAUGUGUUGCAGAAACAAGGCUGGUGUGUGGUCAGAUGAGAUUGGCAUGAUUGUGUGUGUGUGUGUUUUGUCAUGGGUCAGGGCUGUUUACUCAGAGCGUGCAACCAGAAAGGCAUUUUGAAUACAUCAAGUAGACUCCUGAUUUUGAUGGUAUCCUAGCUUUCUUUUAACUUGUGCAGGAAACUUGACAACUUAAUAACUGCCAUGAAAUUUGGUACAGACGUUUUUUUAAAUGAAUCCAUGUGAUGAUGUGGAUCGGCACUGUUUUUGUUGUUUUUUUGUUAAAGACACUAAAAAGCCCAGAAGAUUACUUCUGUUUCUCUGCUGUUAACAAGCUUUUUUCAAUCUCUUAAGAGCUCCAUGCCUGAAAUGGAAACAGAAAAUGCUAAAGACAGCAUCAGAUUAAAAAGACCAGUAGUGUAUAAAGCAGAUAAAAAAAAAAAAAAACUGCUGUUAAUGAAUCUAAAUUUACAUUUGCUUCUGCACAUUUUUCCUUUACAACAAAAAUCCAGACGUGUUGAUAAUCAAAUGUGUUCUGACAUUUUUUUGCAGGUAACUGCUUAGAUCAGCUGGUACUGCAUAUUUAACUGUAUGAGUAUUGAAGGGUCCACUGGACCAAUGCCAGCUUGUACUGACUGCAGGCGUCUGCUUUUGUAUAGGCUGAAACGUACUGACUGUGUAGUAUGUUCAGACAAGGCUUCUGCUGAUUAAGAGCCCCACAGCCCAACUUGUGUUUAGGAAGAAAAAUAAAACUUCUACCUUGUACUAGAUGUUAGCAAGUAUUGUUAGUGAUGAGAGUACUUGAUGAGCAUGUGACACUAUAACAUUCAGCAUGAGAAUUUAUCCUUCAACAUUUCUCGAACAGAAAGAAUGUGACCAUCUUCCACAUUUGGUGGGGAAAUGAACUGAUACGAAUCUUGUUGCCCACUUUGAAACUAAUGAUAGUAAUUUUGUGGUGUCACGUUGAAAACGUCUGAAAUCUCCAUGAUUCAGUUUUUUCAGCUUCUUUCCAGCAGCCAAUAUUUAAAAAUGAAAAAAAUCAUACCUACAACUCAGUAACCUGUCAGGAUCAGCUUUAUUGAUAAACCUUUUGAACAAGGAACUUGUCUUUGGUUUUAAGGCAUGGAGGGGUAAUAAGAUUUUACUUUUGGUUCAGGUACCAGUAAGAAUACAAAGAUGUUUGAUUUUAUGUACUACUUCACUAAAAGUGGUGAGUUAUAAAUGGGACUCAUCUAACCAUUAAUUACUUCUUGUAACUCAACUCUUAGACAGUGGAAGUUUUAUGAGUUCAGUCCAAGAACGUGGUGUGUUUCCAAAAGCCGUGGCUGUAUCUGUGACCACAGGGGACACUCUCUUCUGCAUGCAACUGAUACAGCACAUGAGUUAUGUCACUGCAUACUGGGUGAACGGAAAGACUCGAGGCCACUAUGUGUCGAGCCUACAUGGGCCGCUCUGUGAAAGAGACCACAUUAUUUCAAUUCUUAAAUCCUCGCCCUGGCUUCCAGUUCCAAAUAUAGAAUUGAAUGUAAGCCGCUACUCAUGGCCUGUAAGUCUCUCAAUGGUUUUGGCCAGUAAUACACAAACAUCUUGUAUAUGCAAGGACCAGUCAGCUUGUACUGUACAGAGUUCAAACUACACAUGGUGAAAUGGCUUUGAGCCAUCAUGCUGCCCACUGCUGGAAUUCGCUUCUCAGUGUUUACUUAUUUUCUGAAUUUAGACUUAAAAAUGUUUUAUUUAAUGAACUUGUGCUUUUAUGUUUUGUAUUUUUUCUUUUCUUAUUGUGGUUAACAUUUUAAUGCUGUCAUGAAAAUUCUGAUGCAUUAGGCAAUGGAUUUUUAUCUAGUAUUUCUUCAUAUUUUACUAAUGCUUUGCUGUUUUUAUCAUAUUUUUAUACAUUCUGUAUAAAAAUGAUUAUGUACAGUAUAAUCUUGUCAUUUAUAUAUGUGAGAUAUAUGUGUUUAUAUA
This is a messenger RNA of Melanotaenia boesemani (Boeseman's rainbowfish), 5715 nucleotides long. RefSeq names its product DNA damage-induced apoptosis suppressor (gene ddias). NCBI's taxonomy places the organism in Eukaryota, Metazoa, Chordata, Actinopteri, Atheriniformes, Melanotaeniidae. Gene Ontology annotation, cellular component: cytoplasm; nucleus. Bases 304 to 2592 code for a protein of 762 amino acids. The record is from RefSeq and is a predicted model, not a curated record. Gene Ontology annotation, biological process: negative regulation of intrinsic apoptotic signaling pathway in response to DNA damage. The transcript is spliced from 5 exons.